Molecule: messenger RNA, 4259 nt
Organism: Pogona vitticeps (central bearded dragon)
Lineage: Eukaryota; Metazoa; Chordata; Lepidosauria; Squamata; Agamidae
Gene: TEK
Product: TEK receptor tyrosine kinase
Biological process (GO): protein phosphorylation; positive regulation of MAPK cascade; positive regulation of kinase activity
Cellular component (GO): plasma membrane; signaling receptor complex
Molecular function (GO): ATP binding; transmembrane receptor protein tyrosine kinase activity; protein binding
Source: RefSeq, a predicted model, not a curated record
AGACAAAUCCUGCUGAUACCCAACGCCUUUAAGAGCCUACCUUUCCUAUCCUAAUCUACAGAGGAAACAGGAAAAAGGAACUUAAAACUCCCUGUGCUCAGACAGAAACACAAAAGCUUGCUCUCUUGCUCACUGCGGUCUUACGAUCAACUUGUCCUGCCUGGUGAGCAAGAAUUACUGUACAAUGCAAGUACAGAACAAGAACCAAGAGUUCUCCUACUGAAAGGACGUCUGUUAUUCCACGAACGGCAGUGCAAACUGAAUGGAUAUACUGGGCAAAGUGUGGACUUUUCCAGCACUUCCAGUUCUUUUGGGAUUCAGUCUUCUGCUUUCAGGUAACGUAGAAGCGGCCUUUGACUUGAUCCUGAUCAAUUCACUCCCAGCUGUGGCUGAUUUGGAGACAUCCCUGAUCUGCAUCACAUCUCGAUGGUGUUCCCUGGACUCUAUCAAAAUUGCCCGAGACUAUGAUGCCCUGAUGAACCAGCAUCAAUAUCCCCUGGCAGUAGUUGAAGAUGAGACAAGAGGGAUCACCAAGAAGGUAGUAUGGCAAAGAGAAAAGUCUGGUGAAAGCAUUGGUGCAUACUACUGUGAAGGCAAAUUCAGAGAUAAAGUGAAGAGGAUACAUACAAUGAAGAUGCAGCAAACAGCUUCAUUUCUUCCAGUGGCCUUAACUAUUACAGCGAACAAGGGAGAAGAUGUCAGCAUUCCCUUUGUCAGAAAGGUCGUUAAGGAGGAAGACGCAGUCAUCUACAAAAAUGGUACUUUCAUAUAUUCUGUCCUCAGGCAUGAAGUUCCAGAAUUGCUGAAAGUGCCUCUUUCUGGGGUCAGCCUUCAAGAUGCAGGGGUUUACUCUGCCAGAUACAUAGGAGGAAGCCAUUUCACUGCAGCCUACACAAGGCUCAUUGUACGAAGGUGUGAAGCUGGCAAAUGGGGACCUGAGUGUAAUUCUCCUUGUCCAGCGUGCAAGAACAAUGGGGCCUGCCACGAAGAUAGUGGGGAAUGCAUUUGCCCACCAGGUUUUAUGGGGAAAACAUGUGAGAAGGCUUGCGCAGAGAAUACAUUUGGGAGGGCUUGCCAAGAGCAGUGUAAAGAAAAAUCAGGCUGUAAAUCUUUUGUGUUUUGCCUGCCUGACCCAUAUGGCUGUUCAUGUGCUUCAGGAUGGAAGGGACUCCAGUGUGAUGAAGCUUGUGAGCCAGGCUCUUAUGGGCCAGAUUGUAAACUGAAGUGUACCAACAACUGCAAUAACCGGGGAACCUGCAACAGCUUUAAGGGCUGCCUCUGCCAGUCGGGGUGGCACGGUCUGCAUUGUGAAAAAGAAGGAACAGCUGAUGAAUCACCAAGGAUAGAAAACUUGCCUGAUGCAGUGGAACUCAACCAUGGCUCCGUUUUUAAAUCUAGCUGCAUAGUUACUGGCAAACCACUUCCUACACAAGAAGAAAUCAAACUCAUAAAGAAAGAUGGAACUGUUCUCAAGCCUGUCACAGUGGCCAACAGAAGGAAUCAGUCAGAUGCUACAGAAGCUACAUUUCAGGUUGAAAAUGCCCAACCUUCUGAUUCUGGAAUGUGGGUCUAUGUUGUUGAAACGAUAGCAGGGAUGACAGAAAAACCUCUACAAGUCACAGUUAAAGUUCUCCCAUUGCCUGAAAAAGCUCCAGCCUUGGUAGAGAGAGGACAUAAUUUUCUCAUCAUUAAGACAAACGCUGAGCCAUAUUCUGGGGAUGGACCAAUUGUAUCAACCCAGCUUCUCUACAGAAGUGCCAAAUUGCAGUGGACAUCAGUGGAAGUAACUGAAGAGAUCUGGAAAUUGAGCAAUCUGGAACCAAAAACAGAAUACACACUCUGUGUCCGGCUGACUCGCAGAGGAGAGCAGGGAGCAGGACAUCCUGGGCCACAGGCCAGUUUCUCUACAGCUGCUCUUGGGCUCCCUCCACCCAGAGGCCUCGCUCUUGUUCCUAAAAGCCCCACAUCUCUGCACUUGUCGUGGCAGCCAGUGGCUCAACACUUGGAAGACAAUGUCGAAAUUGAAGUAGAAAGGAAGAGUGUACAUGAUAUGGAUGGAGAGAGCGCCAUUGUCAUUCGACUGCCUGGAAAUCAGUCUUCUCUGAUCAUGGACAAUUUAAAGCCUAGACACCAAUAUGUGUGCCGAGUCCGUGUAAACAGCAAAUCUGAGGGAGAAUGGAGUGACAAUCUUUAUGCAUGGACCUUCAGUGACCGGUUCCCCCCUUCACCUGAUAACAUCAAGAUUAUGAACAUCACAGACUCCUCUGCUAUCAUUUCUUGGUCCACUGCUGAAGGACAUUCCAUCUCCUCCAUCAUCCUCAGCUAUAAAAUAUAUGGAAAGACUGAAUACAACCACAUAGAUGUCACAAUCAAAAACACCACUAUUACCCAGUACCACCUCAAGGGUCUUGAACCAAACACCGAAUAUACAGUUCAAAUAAGAGCUCAGAACAAUGUAGGGACAAGUAUCACAAACCCUUCUUAUGAGAUGAAGACUCUUCCAGAAUCUAAAGUUCUACAUGAGUCAAAAGGAAGCAGAAUGUUGCUGAUUGCUAUCCUGGGCUCAGCAGGGAUGACCUGCCUGACCAUACUGCUGGCUUUUUUCAUCAUGCUCCAGCUGAAGCGUGCAAACUUCCAGCGGAGAAUGGCUCAGGCCUUCCAAAACGUGGUGAGAGAUGAGCCAGCUGUACAUUUCAAUUCAGGGACUCUUACUCUGAGCCGGAAAGCCAAAAACAGCCCAGAACCCACAAUUUACCCAGUUCUGGAGUGGAAUGACAUUAAAUUUCAAGAUGUGAUUGGAGAGGGCAACUUUGGCCAAGUCCUUAAAGCACGAAUUAAGAAAGAUGGGUUGCGAAUGGAUGCAGCUAUCAAAAGGAUGAAGGAAUAUGCUUCCAAGGACGAUCACAGAGAUUUUGCUGGAGAACUGGAAGUACUUUGUAAGCUUGGACAUCAUUCGAAUAUCAUAAACCUUUUGGGAGCAUGUGAACACCGAGGCUAUCUCUACCUUGCCAUUGAAUAUGCCCCCCAUGGAAACCUGCUGGACUUCCUUCGAAAAAGCCGAGUCCUUGAGACUGACCCAGCCUUCGCCAUUGCCAACAGCACUGCUUCCACGCUCUCCUCCCAGCAGCUCCUGCACUUUGCAGCUGAUGUGGCCAGAGGAAUGGACUACCUAAGCCAAAAACAGUUUAUCCACCGUGACCUGGCAGCAAGAAACAUCUUGGUUGGAGAAAACUACGUUGCAAAGAUAGCUGACUUUGGACUGUCUAGAGGCCAAGAGGUUUAUGUCAAAAAGACCAUGGGAAGGCUUCCAGUGCGAUGGAUGGCAAUUGAGUCCCUAAACUACAGUGUGUAUACCACAAACAGUGACGUGUGGUCAUAUGGUGUGCUGUUGUGGGAAAUAGUUAGCUUAGGUGGAACACCAUACUGUGGGAUGACUUGUGCAGAGCUGUAUGAGAAAUUGCCUCAAGGGUACAGACUGGAGAAGCCUCUCAACUGCGAUGACGAGGUUUUUGAUCUAAUGAGACAAUGCUGGAGAGAAAAGCCAUACGAGAGACCAUCGUUUGCCCAGAUACUUGUAUCCUUGAACAGGAUGUUGGAAGAAAGAAAGACUUACGUAAAUACAACGCUGUAUGAGAAAUUCACAUAUGCAGGCAUUGACUGUUCUGCUGAAGAAGCUGCUUGAAAGGGAAGAGCUUCAGUUAUUUAUCAGAUAACCAACCCAAGAUUUCGAUUUUCUGGGGAGAAGAAUGAGCUAUGAUGUAUGAAACGGCGUGUAGCGCUUACUGUACAGUAUCUUCUAGCUAUACACAUACCUUGUGAGUGUAUGCUGUACCGAAUUCUGCCUCAGUAUGAUGGAGGAAUGUAUGUAUACUAGAGAUGGGCACGUACCGAAAAAAGUGCCAAUUCAUCGUUAUUCAUCAAGUUUGACAAAUCAAAAAUCACGAAUUUAUGAUUUUUUGACAAAUCAAUGAAUCGUUUUGUCUUUACUUAGGGUGGAGUUCCACCUCAUUGGCAGGUUUGUCAGGAGAACAUGUGUCUCCUGCCCCAACUCCUCCUGUCCCUCAUGCAGCUGGCAGGCAGCUUUCAGACUGUGUGAGAAACGGCCCACCAGUUGGCAGCAUUGCUCCCGGAGUGUUCGUGUCUCCCAGGUGCCUGCAGCCCAUUCAGGUUUGAUGUGGCUCCCCAGGCCAAUGGCAUCUCUCACAGCAAGAUGUAACUUGUGCACCAUGUACACUCUGCCCUCGAAGCCCACCACAUUC